UGAUUUCGAAAGCGAUUUUGAGGGAAGAAGAAGAUGAGGCCGAUUUUUGCUGGGAACUUGGAGUACGAUACUCGUCAAUCAGAGCUUGAGCGCUUGUUCUCAAAGUAUGGAAGGAUUGACCGCGUGGACAUGAAAUCUGGAACUUCUACUAAGGGAAAAUAUGCUGAGCUUCUGUCUUGGUUUGCCAACCUCUCUGCAAAUUUUUUUUGGGAAGGAAAACUUCCUGCUUGUCUGCUCUCCUUCUACUCACAGAUCUGCAUUUUCACAUCUGAUCACUGGUCACUCACCUCAUCAUCUCCCAACAUUGACAUUUCCAUCAGAAUGUUGUUAGUGGGAUCAUCAAUCAAUUUAUUAAGCCAUGCCUAGCUUCUCUGAAAAUAGGGGAUCAAUGAAAUUCUGUCAAGUCAUGCCAUUCUAUUUCUGAAAUCACUUGUGCUGUCUGAAUGGAGAAGCAUGCUUGGCAGUCUCAGAUAUGAAUUUUGGAUUUAAACCUUUAAUUGCAAUCAUGAUUUUGUUCCUCAUUCAACGCCUCUACAGCUUCAUGUGCAUCAGCCCUCACUUAUAUUCAGGUUUUGCUUUUGUCUAUUAUGAGGAUGAGCGUGAUGCAGAAGAAGCAAUUCGUGCACUUGACAAUGUUCCAUUUGGUCAUGAAAAGCGAAGGCUGUCAGUGGAGUGGGCUAGGGGUGAACGUGGACGUCAUCGUGAUGGAUCGAAGGCAAACCAGAAGCCAACAAAAACCCUUUUUGUGAUUAACUUUGACCCAAUCCGUACUAGAGUUCGUGAUAUAGAAAAACACUUUGAACCUUAUGGGAAUGUUCUUCAUGUUCGAAUUCGGCGGAACUUUGCAUUUGUGCAGUUUGAGACACAAGAAGAUGCUACCAAAGCUAUAGAGUGUACAAAUAUGAGUAAGAUCCUGGACAGGGUGGUGUCUGUGGAGUAUGCUCUGAGGGAUGAUGGUGAGAGGGGGGACAAUUAUGACAGUCCUAGAAGAGGUGGUUAUGAGAGAUCACCCAGUCCUUAUCACAGGCGACCAAGUCCUGACUAUGGUCGUCCACGCAGCCCUGUCUAUGAUAGGUACAAUGGUGGUGGACCAGACAGGCGGAGGAGUCCUGAUUAUGGCAGGCACAGAAGUCCUGAUUAUGGCAGGCGCAGGAGUCCUGAUUAUGGAAGGCGCAAGAGUCCUGAUUAUGGGAAACCCAGGAGUCCUGAAUAUGGUAGAUAUCGCAGCCGUUCGCCGGUGCGAAGGUCAAGAACAUAGGUGAUCUCAGGUUUUAGGGUAAGACGGAAGGCUUCAGUGGCACUGUUACUUUCUAGUUGUUAGAAUAGCAUGUGGUAUAUUGUAGUAAACGGUACUUCUCAGUUUAAUGUGGUUUGCGUAUUUGCUGUUUAGCAGUCAGUGCCAAUGGUUCUAUAGGACCUGAAUAUGAGACCGGAAACCCUGUUUAUUGUUGAAUUGAUGCAUAUUUUUGCAAUGACAUCGUGCUUUGCUACAACUGAAUAUUUUUUCGUACCCUA
Messenger RNA from Glycine soja, 1515 nucleotides. RefSeq names its product serine/arginine-rich splicing factor RS31-like. Bases 473 to 1258 code for a protein of 261 amino acids. Gene Ontology annotation, biological process: mRNA splicing, via spliceosome. The record is from RefSeq and is a predicted model, not a curated record. Lineage: Eukaryota; Viridiplantae; Streptophyta; Magnoliopsida; Fabales; Fabaceae. Gene Ontology annotation, cellular component: nuclear speck. The transcript has 6 exons. Gene Ontology annotation, molecular function: RNA binding.